AUAAAAAUAUACCAAUGUAAUCUGCGGACGUUAGAUUUUUCCAUUUAAUGUAAUGACUUUUAUUUGUUUCAAAAUAUGCAACAUAAAGAAAGCAAAGACCACAAAUGCGAAGAGUAUGACAAGUAUUUUGGACUAAAAAAAUAUCUGAUGAGGCAUAUAGAUCCAGUUUAUUUGAAUCUCAAAAAUCAUCAAUGCCAAGAGUGUGGCAAGUCUUUUGGAGAAAAGUUGGAUCUGAUGCAACACAUAGACACAGUUCAUUUGGAACUCGGAGAACACAUAUGCGAAGUUACAGAUGCGAAAUGUGUGGUAAACUUUUUGGACAAUUGGCUCAUCUUAUGAAACACAUAAAUAGUAUUCAUUUGCAAAUUAAAGAUCACGUGUGCGAGGAAUGGGGGAAGUCUUUUGGAUUCAAGAGUAAUCUGUUGCAGCACAUAAAUGAGGUGCACUUGAAACUCAUAGCUCACGAGUGUAAAGAAUGUGGCAAGACUUUUGAGCGUAAAGAUAACUUAAUGAAGCACAUUGAUAUAGUUAAUUAAAAACUCAAAGAACACAAGUGUGAAGAGUCCAAUCUUUUGUAGAUAAGAGUAAUUUAAUGCAUCACAUAGGUACGAUUCACAUAGAUAAGAUAAAAGAGAUUUCAUUAAUCACACGAAGGGAGUUCAUGAAAAAAUUCAAGAAUACUAAGGCUUUGAGUGUGGAUAAGUCCUUUGGGAUAAAAUAUAAUCUGAUAAGGUACAUAGACAGUGUUCAUUUGACAAUAAAAGAUCACAAUGGCGAAGAGUGUGGAAAAUCUUUCGGUUAUAAAGGCGUCUUGGACAGUCACAUUGCCACAAUUUCAUAGAAAAAAUCAAAGAUCACAAAUUCAAUGAGUGUGGCAAGUCUUUUGGAUUAAUGAGCAAUCUGAUUAGACACAUAGACGCAGUUCAUUUAAAAAUCAGAAAUCAUAAGUGCUAAGCUUUUAGUUUUCAAAAUUGACUUGAAUAAUCAUGUUACAAUAGUAUCUGAAAAAAUCAAAGCCCACCAGUGGAAAAAUUGUGGAACGAAUCAAUGUAUACACUUGCAAACACGGCAGCAAGUUUUUUGGAACGAAAACUAAUUAGAUGCAGCCCACAGUUGUAGUACAUUUGACACUAAAAGAAUACAUUUGUAAUUAAUUUGUAAACAUAUUGAAAAAAAGGAUUCGGAUUCGCAGCGACUCGAAUAACACAAAAAAGUACCAAUGUAGUCCGUGGACGUUCGAUUAUGUAUUCGGUUAUAAAUUUUUUUGUAUUGACUCAUACUUUUUGAAAAUGUUCAAAGUAAGCUAAUUUUAUCAGGGUUAGCUACUGCAUUUUUAUUUCUCAAAAUUAUGACAACAGUGUCUUUCAUUGUUCUUAUUUUCAUUAUUUAAUAAAUAAAUACUAUUAUGUCAAAAA
Molecule: messenger RNA, 1415 nt
Organism: Trichogramma pretiosum
Lineage: Eukaryota; Metazoa; Arthropoda; Insecta; Hymenoptera; Trichogrammatidae
Product: putative zinc finger protein 727
Exons: 3
Coding region: 76-339 (87 amino acids)
Cellular component (GO): nucleus
Source: RefSeq, a predicted model, not a curated record